ACUCGAUUCGUUGAGUUAUGCACGCGUAUCGGAGGAUGAAGAAAGUACGAAGAUAUUGAAACAAGUUCAUCGAGUCGUUCACGAAAACAACAUGUUGCUGAAGGAAAUCAAAGAGCAAAUGAAUAAAGACAUUCCUUCAUUGGUGUACGCUCCGUUAACGCCAAUGUAUCCGGCCAACUCUCACGAAGAAUUACAAGAGUUGGUUAAACGAGAACAAAUGAUUGUAGCACUGCAGGCUGUCUCAGAGUGCAAUUUAUCGAGGACAGUCAUCACAAUGAUGAAGAUGCUCAUGACUCGAGCCUUGGCCAUGGAGUUCUCCAUGACAGGCCUCGGUGACAAGAGACGGCCUUGCAAGAUAAAAUUCGACAACUCGCCAGCUUGUUUCUUGGUUGAGCGCUCCGUUGGACUGAACCCGUUGUAUUCCCGUGAGCCACGGAGUGCUGUGAAAGCAGCAAUUCGGAAUGCUCUGAAAGGUGCCACAGAUUGGGACGGCCAUCGUGGCAGAAGGUUAAAUGCAGCUGCAGCUGCAGACCUCGGAUGUGAAGCAGGAGCGUCAACGUCUGCCGCAACCACGAGUGGUCCCUGCAGUGACGGCGAUCAAACUUCGAGUAUCGGCAUCAUACAGAAAACCGUAGAGCUUCUUGCUCCAUCUUACAUCUUCGGUUCAGACUAGAGUAUUUAGUUCAGAUGAUUUAGUUUCAUAUAAUUUAGUUUCAUUGGGUCAUCGAUCUAAAAAGGAAAGCUUUAAAAUGUAGUUCAUAAUGUUUCUAAAUAUCCACGAUCCUGAUUUUCAUAAUAUUUUAGACACGCUCAUCUAUUUGUCACCACAUGCAUACU
This is a messenger RNA of Hyalella azteca, 837 nucleotides long. RefSeq lists its product as uncharacterized. The coding region runs from base 92 to 673 and encodes 193 amino acids. The record is from RefSeq and is a predicted model, not a curated record. The transcript has 4 exons. NCBI's taxonomy places the organism in Eukaryota, Metazoa, Arthropoda, Malacostraca, Amphipoda, Hyalellidae.